This is a messenger RNA of Portunus trituberculatus (swimming crab), 2512 nucleotides long. Its product is annotated as fibroleukin-like. The transcript has 5 exons. NCBI's taxonomy places the organism in Eukaryota, Metazoa, Arthropoda, Malacostraca, Decapoda, Portunidae. The record is from RefSeq and is a predicted model, not a curated record. The coding region runs from base 625 to 2193 and encodes 522 amino acids.
CUCGCACGUUGCAAGGCUCACGGCUGGCUGCAGCAAGUUACCAGCAAUGUAUUUUGUCCCCACGUCCCCUGGCGGGUGUGGGAGUGAGCCUGGGUAAUACAGCGCGGCUUUGUGUCCUGCUGUGGGUGAUAGGGGGCCUGGGGGAGCGGCUGGGGGAGCGUAGGGAGCGAGAAGGGGAGAUGAAAGGGAAGCAAUCGUGUGUCCGGCAACUUUGGGUGGCUGUGGUGGCGGGGAGGGAGGCGGGCAGACGGGCAGGCGGCACCAGUGAACGCUUGGUGAACGUGCUGGAAGUGUCCUCGCCGAUGUGCGCCUCGCCUCGCCCUCGCCCUUGCUGAACACCCUAAGUCUCGCACGCACCGAGGUAGUGACGGCGGCGGUGUGGUGGCGGUGGUGGUGGUGGUGGUGACGCUGUUUCGCUCCCCCCCCCCUCGCCAGCUCGCCGUGGGGUGCCAGCCUCCACCGCUGUGCCGCGACUCAUGAUGGUGGCGGUGGUUCUUGCCGCAGAGGUGACGCCGCGCGGUGCACUCAGGCCUCACUCUCAGCCUCAGCUGGCGAACAGGCCACACCCCAUUGCCAGGAGGCACCAGCAGUAGCAGCAGCAUCAGCAGUAGCAGGGGCGGUAGGAUGUUGGCUGCGGGAUCGCUGGUGGUGGUGGUACUCCUUGGGGCCGCGAGUGCUGAUAUCCAGUUCCAGACGUUUGAAAACGGUCCCGUGUCGCCGCUGCGGACCCUGGAGAACCUGGUGCGCUUGCUGCAGAAGGAGGUGACGGACAUCCGCAAGGAGGUGCACACGCGCAUGGACACCAUGAAGUACGAGCUGACGUGCGAGAUCCGCAACCUGAAGGACGCGCUGACCAAGGAGCGCGAGGAGGCCAACGCCAAGGUGGACGAGGUGGCGCUGCAGAUGAACGACAUGAAGAAGAAGGUGAAGCGCGGCCUGCGGCGCGUCGGCGUGCAGAACGACGACAUCAAGGGCGAACUGCGCUCCCAGAAGGCGGAGCUGUUCGCGGUGCGCAAUAGCGUGUACGACGCCCGCGAGGAGGUGCUGGACAAAGGCAACCUCAUCCUGCGCAAGGUGAAUGCCACCAACGGCACGCUGGUGUGCCACAUCACAGACCUGCGCUCCAAACUGUACAAGAUCAACAACAACCUCGCCUUCAUCUCCGAUGAGCACAAGCGCAUGAUGGAGGUGGUGUCCAGCCUGUACGGCCGCAACGGCGCCAAGAACUUCGGCAGCAACCCACUGCCGGGCUCAGGCGCCGCUACAGAAACGGGAGGGGAGUGCAACGACCGGCUGCUGCCGGGCUGCUCCUACACGCCGCUGGACACGCACGAGCUGGGCCUGGACGCCGUCAACAAGACCUUCCUGAACGACUCCCUGGGCGGCAUACAGCGCGUGGCCAGCCUCGGGGGUGCGCCGGAUCCAGAUCGCGUGGAGAAGACGUGGGACAGCGAGGACAUCUCCCCCGAGGAGACACUGUUCCCCACCAUGCCCGAGGACUGCAACGACGACAAGCGGAAGUACCUGGAGUACCCGCCCAUGCCCCGCGACUGCAAGGACGUGUUUGACCUGGGUUUCAUGGAGGACGGCGCCUACCGCAUCCAACCGCCCGGCCUUUCCUCCCGCGAGGUGUACUGCGACCACCACACCGCGGGCGGCGGCUGGACCGUCAUGGUGGCGCGCCGCAAGCUGCCGCGCCACAUCUCCUUCAACAGGUCCUGGCACGAGUACGAGGUGGGCUUCGGCGACCCCAACAAGGAGUACUGGAUCGGUCUGAAGGCGCUCCACGCCCUCACCAGCGGCCGCCCACACCAACUGCGGGCGGACAUGGAUGACUGGGAGGGAAAUGCAGCGUGGGCGUCUUAUUCUUUCUUCUCGGUGUCUGGUGAGGAGGACAAGUACCGUCUGAAGGUGUCUGGCUACACUGGGACCGCCGGGGACAGCCUCAGACACUCACACCUGCAAAUGUUCUCGACCGUGGACAGCGACAACGACCAGGAGAAUUGGGGCAGCUGCGCAAGAGGUCGAGGCGGCGGCGGGUGGUGGUGGGGGCGCUGCGCCUGUACCCAACCAACAGGGCAGUACCGGAGGGGCAGGUACCAGGGGCCUGAGCGCGGCGUGACCUGGUGGCACUGGAAGGACUCAAACUACUCCCUCAAGUCCCUGGUACUCAAAUUUCGGCCGCUGGAGUGAUGGAGUAGCGACGACAAACCGAAGGAGUGAUCACGGAGGAGGAGGAGUAGGAGUAGGAGUAGGAGGACAAAGAGGAGGAGGAGGAGGAGGGGGUAAAUGGGAGUCUAUGAGAGUGUGAUGAUGGUGCUCCUCUCUCCCUUCCCUUCAGGUUUAAACUCCCCCCCCAACCCACUCUUCAACCCCCUCCCUUCCCCCCAAAGGAGUGGACUAGUGGUGAGCACAGUGCAAGGUUAGGAGUGCCUGUGUGUGUGUGUGUGUGUGUGUGUGUGUGUGUGUGUGUGUGUGUGUGUGUGUGUGUGUGGGGGCAAGCGUUGCGUGU